AUUGACAGCCACAAAWUGAAAUCAACAAGAGUAGCUGCGAGAUCAAGUAACUUGGACACUUCACUUGCGAUUUGAACACAAAUCAUUCAUUUGGAUUUACGAAUUCACACCACAAGUUGCUGGGCUGUUGCUCGUGGUUUUAUUUCAUCAUUUCAGUUCCUUGAAUCCAAGAUGGUCAAGCCAGAAAUCAAGGGCGACAAGCCUAAGCUGUUGCCUUCGGAAUCGAGUGACGAUUCCAACAUGGACGUCGACGGGAAGUUUUUCAUGGCGAAAGACAGCGAAGAUGGCGAAGUUAUAGUAACUUUCGAUGAAACUAGAGGCCGUAAAGGCCCGAGAAUAUGCGUGUUUGUUGGCCUGUUUGUCUUUGUACUGGUCGUUGGGUUUCUAUCUGUAUAUUUGAUUGGUCGCACGCAUGGAAACAAGACUGAACAUGACAGAAGAGCUAAUAUGGCUGACGACAUUGCGCAAAUCCCCACCAGGACCCCUGACUUAUCAAACACAAGCAAACUAUGGCAGAAGAAUGCAUCGUGGGAAACCCGUGAAGAACUAUUCCAAUUAUCUGACACAAUAGGAGCCAGUGAUAUUAUUGGUUUAAAGCCAAUCUACAGAAAAGAUCUGCCUUCAAAUUAUAUUGCUUACUGGGAAGUGAAGUUGAAUUCAAAGACGGGAGAAAAGUAUGUCAUUAUUUCUGCAGCAAAAGAGACAGGUGACCAUCGCCUUGCUCAAGAAGGCUCGCUUCCAAGUCCACUGGACUUACUGUCUGACUCGGCCAGACUGUUUGGUCAUAGCUGUCACAAGGUUUAUCGACUGACACCUGAUGGGCUGAUGGUCUGUGAAGACAAGUCACUUGGGAGGCUUGUUGCCGCAACUAGAGAUAUAGAGACAGAUUCCGAGGUGUGUCAAAAACCAACUCGACAAACCUACGACAACGAUAAUGACGAUCAUUUCGAUGAUGACUUUGAUGAUGAUGAUGAUGAUGAUGAUGACGAAGUCGAGGAAUUAGGAAUCAAGCCGGGACAAAUGUUUAAGAUUCCUCUAGGACCAGGAAGUUUUACGGAAGGCAAUUUUCCAUGCAGAAUUAAAUUCGCUGGACUGCGAAAUUCCAAAUUGCAUGGGCGGAAAAAGAAAAACUGGCUUAACCGUUGGCAGCGUCGCUUAUGCCGCGUACUCGACAAUGCUUGCGAGGGAUCGGAUCUUACGCGCGUAAAGCAACGUUAUUUCAAGCAGACGAUGAUGGGUGAUCGCUACAUAAAACUUCAAAUCAAAUCAGAUAGUCGUUACGUACGGAGACAGCUUCAAGGCCAAGAGAUACGUUUCCGUAUCGAGAUACGGACAACCCGUAAAAAGGCCGUCGUCGUCAACUACGGAAUUAUUCUAAAGACAUCGAGACAUGGAAGAUCAAUUCAUGACACUGAACAUAAAAUCGAAUACCCACAAUGGUUCCCAACCUAUAAACAGCACCGUCAUGGUCAUUGUUGGACGGGAUCUGGUGCAGUGGCCUGGGGAAUGGUGCUUGGGUAUUUGGACAAUCUUGCACAUCGAGUGCCMCAUCUCAAAUAUCCGAAAAAUCUUCUCGGUGUUUCGUCUAAGCCAGUGUCCCUCGACAUGGACAAGACAUCUCAACUAUUCAUAGAGAAGAUCCACAACAUACUUAAAAGCGCAUGCUCAACGCAUGGGGCUGYUGACACCUCACYAGCAAAAAUGAAACGAAUUGAAAAAUUGCUGAAAAAUACGAACUUACGCCUUGAAGUCAAAUCCGACAUGUCGAACCCAGAGGAUGUGACUUCUCGUGCGUUAGAACUGCUUGAACAAGGCUUCCCCGUAAUCGUUAGCAGAGAGAGAGGAACACCGCAUCAUCAUUAUUAUUCGGUCGCCACUCGACUUCGUCUUCGCUCUCGUCGGCAUUACAGAACCUGUCGUCGACAUACUUGUGGCCGCUAUCGAGAAGAUGUUACAAAGGAAAUAUACGUUCGCAUGGGACUAGGGCCGARGGGAGAUAGGUGGGAGAACGCUGACUCUUAUUUCAUGGCCGCUAUUAUAGCAAAGCGCUAAAUGCAUCGUUCCUCUUUCUACUAUAAAUUKUCUGUAUUUUCGAUAGUGCGGCGAUGCUUAGCGAUAAUUGACCGAUUGUUAUCCGAAGAUUAUCGAUCACUUGCCGRACAUUUUUGAGGCACUUACCAAUAAUGUACAUAAWUGCAUUAACGAUGACCUUUUCGGUCUUAUUGGAACAUUGCUACAAACAUUGCGAUUUGACCACAUUUGAUACGAACAUUGAUUGAACAUUGUACGAGCUGUCAUUCGAUCACUUUACGAGCAUUUUACGAACAUUUACGACCGUUUUUCUGGUCAUUGACAAUGGACUUCUGGGAUCUACUCAUUUUCAAAGCUUUGUCGACCUAUGUACAAAUAUAUURAUAUGCUAAUCAUAAUGCGUCAGUGAUSUUUUCAUAUAAACAUAACGCCAUCGAUUUUUGAACGACGUUGACGAUCUUUGAAGUAAUGGCGACUUGUCACUUGCAACUUGGGAAUAAAGAACUUUACUGACUGGAUUAGUUCCACGUUUUACUAUAUGAUCAUCGUUGCUAAGUCGACCAAAGCAAUAUCCAUGUAAAAUAGAACGGAACGUAUCAUGACUUAAUAAUACUUUGGAAAAGGGAAACUAUGCCAUCUCGUCCAAUCAUCUUCGUACUAACAUCAAUCUACAGCACGUGACAACGACCAAGUGCACGUUACCAGGACAACCAUGUGCAUGCUUCUGAGGAAAUUCCUUGCACGUUACCAAGACAACCGCAUUAUCUGUUCUGUAUAACAUGAAAGAAAAUCAUCUACUUGUAAUUACACGACUACCUUGUUCGCGAUUUUGAAACCUAUUCUUUUUCGGCGGGAAAGAAGGUCCGACCAAAGGGUACACUACGAAGGAACACCAGCAMAAAUAURAYGUGGGAGCCAAAUAUAUGUUUCCUUGACAACGUGCUUGCUACCAUGACAACCGCGUGCCUGAAUUCAAUGCGACCACAUGCGUAGUCAUCGCGUAGUAAAAAUACGUAAGAUUGCUGAGUAUAGUACAAUUUGCGUGAUGGCACUAUCAACCGUACUACGCGAAAUAACUUGCGCGCGAAUUUCAUGAACUGGAUAAAAAUCGUUGUAUUAUGAUAUCUUACAUUGUGGUAUGGUAUGCCAGGUCAGCAUUCUGCUUUCGUGUAUAUUUUGUAAUUAUUGUCGAAUAUUUCUAAAUGUAAUAAAAAGCUYCUAUUUCAAAACG
Molecule: messenger RNA, 3262 nt
Organism: Exaiptasia diaphana
Lineage: Eukaryota; Metazoa; Cnidaria; Anthozoa; Actiniaria; Aiptasiidae
Exons: 5
Coding region: 172-2052 (626 amino acids)
Source: RefSeq, a predicted model, not a curated record